Messenger RNA from Brassicogethes aeneus, 561 nucleotides. The record is from the annotation of a GenBank genome assembly. Lineage: Eukaryota; Metazoa; Arthropoda; Insecta; Coleoptera; Nitidulidae.
AUGGAAGAGUUAAAGUCUAGUAUUAAAAGUGAGGUUAUCGAGUAUUUAGGGGUUCAAAUAGAUAAAUUAGAUGCUAAUAAAUUAUCUAAUGAAACUAUAUCUACUUUUAUAAUAAAACCCAAGACACAACAGGAAAGCAAAGUUACAAAGAACGAAAUGUUGAGGAAAAUUAACCCUGUCGAAUCUAAUUUAUCUUUGAGGAAAACAAAAAAUGCGAGUGGAGGGGCCGUUGUGGUAUGUUGUAAAGAUGAUGUGGACUCCAAUAAAUUUAAAGAACUUGCUACAUCAAACUUAUCAAAUGAUUAUGAAAUCAAAGAAGUUUCUACCCUAAAUCCCCGCGUCAAGGUGGUCGGUAUGACAGAAAAACUUGAGGAAGAAGAACUAUCUGAUCUGAUAAUUGCGCAAAAUAAAAAUCAAAUUAACAACUCAACCAACUGUAAAUUGAUAUCUAUUAGUCCGACUCGAAAAAACUGUAACGUGUAUCAAGCUAUACUUCAAGUUGAUAUUAUUACUUACCAUAAAUUGAUUAAUCAGGAAAAUGUUCUGAAAGUCACAAAUUAA